Messenger RNA from Dermatophagoides farinae (American house dust mite), 635 nucleotides. It is a transcript of the gene mRpS10, whose product is annotated as mitochondrial ribosomal protein S10. The record is from RefSeq and is a predicted model, not a curated record. Lineage: Eukaryota; Metazoa; Arthropoda; Arachnida; Sarcoptiformes; Pyroglyphidae. Gene Ontology annotation, cellular component: mitochondrial small ribosomal subunit; mitochondrion.
AAUUUAUAAAUGCAUGCCUGUGUGUCUGCGAGUUGUUUUUGGAUUCUGAUCGGCGAAAAUGUUUUCAAUUUCAAAUCAUUUCCGACGUUUUGGUUUUAUCAAUUGGUUAUGGAGAUCAAAUGAUCUGUCCAUAGUGAAAAUUGGACCUGUAACAUCUGUUAAAACAAUUUCUAGUCAACCUAAAAAACACGAUGAAUCAGUCGGACUAAAUGAAGAUAUUCUAUACAAAAAAAUAGAAUUAGAAGCUCGAUCAGCCGAUCGUGGCGUAUUGGAUAGCUACGAAAAAUUUGUAUUAAUGACUGCAAAUUUUUUAGAUAUUCCAGUAUCCCGAACAUGGGAGCCAUUUCGUUUGAUUAAACGUCGUACUUUAUUACGGGCUGCUUUUGUUAAGAAAAAAUAUCGUGUUCAAUACGAAUUUCGUACAUAUUUUCGUAGUGUUGAAAUUAAAUAUUUAACCGGAUCGACAGCAGAAACAUUUUUAGAAUACAUCCAACGCAAUCUACCCGAAGGAACGGCAUUGAAAGUGACAAAAGAACGUUUGGAAUCGAUGCCCGAACAUUUGACACCACCUUCAAAAACAUAAUUUUUUUUAGAUAUAUUUGUAUAAUUCAAAUAAAUUGUUUUCCUUGAUAAAA